Messenger RNA from Dibothriocephalus latus, 351 nucleotides. The record is from the annotation of a GenBank genome assembly. NCBI's taxonomy places the organism in Eukaryota, Metazoa, Platyhelminthes, Cestoda, Diphyllobothriidea, Diphyllobothriidae.
AUGUCAUCUUCAAACGACCCACACAGUGUUCUUUAUCACUUUAGUCUCCAAGUACAACCUCUGCGGCACUUUUCCGAUUUCGACGGAACAUCGGAGAGUGAGGCGUCUGAAAUUUCCGUCGUACUUCCCUACCAUCCGCGAAUUCGCCCUAAGAAACCGCAACCACUAUCUGAUGGGCCUGUUCGUCGAAAGCGCGGUUCCAGAGCCCUCAGAAGAUACGAAAAUGAGGCCUACCUGAGUUCCCUGGUAAUGAUAACCGAGACGGAUGCCGAAUACGAGGCCGACGACUACUGGCCUGAUAAGGCCCAAGAAGACACAGGUUUCACGUGUCUCUUCGAGGACAGCACGUGA